Molecule: messenger RNA, 4457 nt
Organism: Zingiber officinale
Lineage: Eukaryota; Viridiplantae; Streptophyta; Magnoliopsida; Zingiberales; Zingiberaceae
Exons: 9
Coding region: 459-4265 (1268 amino acids)
Biological process (GO): signal transduction; protein phosphorylation
Cellular component (GO): cytoplasm
Molecular function (GO): protein binding; protein kinase activity; ATP binding
Source: RefSeq, a predicted model, not a curated record
UAUUUUCAUUACUUACAUUUGGGCACUUGUCCCAGUACACUGCUGCGAUCUCUUCCAAGACUACGAGAGAGUUGAAACGACGGAGCGCACUGGAAGAUGCCUCAUCGUGUUGAAUUGGACCAUCCUUAACCGAUUUCUGCUACCCUUCGCGAUCCGAUUUUCCAUCUCGCCGCUAAAAUCGAAUUUCUAGAAGUGGAUCGACCUUGCCCUAGAUUUUUCAGGAUUCUCAUUGUAAGUAGCAUUUGUAUCUACAAACAUCUAAACUCUUGUAAUUAUUUCCCUCAAAAGAGAUUUUGUAUUUGGUCAAAAAUGGGAGCAUGGAAAAAUUGUAAGCUCAAUCAUGUUACAUGGCGGUCUAGUCUGAGGGUUCUUCCCAUUCAAUUGCUACUCAAUAGCCAGCUAUGAAAUCAAAUUACUAGAUUGAUUGGGCGAGCUCUUGAAUACAUCAUCACUAUUAAAUGGAUGCCAGAACAGGAGUUGGAUCUGCAAACCAGAGACCUAAACAAUCGUCACCAAAUUCUGAUGAUAUUAAUGUUAGAUUGCCAGAGGUUAGCAUAUCAGGUGUUCCAAGGCCUGUUCUGAAUUACUCAAUUCAAACAGGUGAGGAGUUUGCCCUUGAAUUUAUGAGAGAACGAGCAAUGUCCAAGAAACCGACUGCUCAAAAUGCAGCUAAAGAUCAGACUAUAACUACCAUUUACAUGGACACUAAAAAUGUGUCGAGCAUACCACAAACAUGGUCUGAAAGUGCCUUGGAUGCUUCAGUGCCCACAACCUUAGAUAACCGUCAGCUAAAGGAUUUUGAGAAGAAAAAUUUAGCUGGUACCGAACAUAGAGGUCAUUAUGCAUCAUCAAGGUCAAUGAUGCAGAUAUCAUCUGGUGAGGGAAGUGGCCGAACAACUUCACUUGGAUAUACUUCUUCAGUAGCUUCUGACAUCUCAUCAAAAAGGAUGAAAUUUCUAUGCAGUUAUGGUGGUAAGAUCUUACCUAGACCCAGUGAUGGAAAACUGAGGUAUGUUGGAGGUGAUACACGUAUUCUACGAAUAAGCAGGGAUACUUCGUGGGAGGAGCUUGUGCUAAAGACAAUGGAAAUAUACAGUCGACCUCAUAUGAUUAAGUAUCAACUACCAGGGGAAGACUUGGAUGCUCUUAUAUCCAUUUCAUCUGAUGAAGAUUUGCUAAAUAUGAUUGAUGAGUAUAGUCUUCUUGAAGGUGGUCAGGGAUCACAGAAACUCAGGAUGUUUCUAUUUGCUUCAGAUGAUACUGAUAAUGGACGCUUCAGCUUAGGCUCUGUGGAGGGUGGUUCUGAGAUCCAGUUUGUUGCUGCAGUCAAUGGCAUUGAUUUUGGUUCUGGAAAAUCGUCAUAUGGACAUGGAUUAGCAAACACUUCACUAAGUGAUCUAGACCAGUUGCUUAAUCUCAAUGUUGAGUCUGAAAUAUCUAAUGCUUACACUGGUAUGACUCAGUCAUCUGGUUUUGUUAUUGCCCCUGUAGCAUCUUCCACUACAUUUGCUUCAGGACUGCAGCAAAGCUCUUCUACUGACUAUCAUAGUCAUUCACAUGGUUUUGAUAACCAUAGAUAUAGUUAUGUUGAAGGUGAGCACUAUGUUGACAAUCCCAUCAAUCCUACUGAUAUAUACCAAAAUUCAAAUAACAGCACCUCCAUUCCUCUAUCUGUGCUCCAUGAUUAUCAAUAUGCAAGAAAUUAUACUGAUUUUGGCAUUUCUAUUCAACCAGACCAACAAUCUUUCAAUCAAGGUGUGCCACAAGAUCAUUACUCUGGUAUAGGUACAUUUGAUCAAGAGACUGCAACAAGAGAUCAGAGUUCAGCAGCUGAUAGCUUCUCCUAUAAAAAAAUGGAUAUUGAACAUAUUGGCCCCCACAAUCAUGAACCUAGUUCAACCAUACAGCAGCAUGAUGCUUCAGUUUUGAGUCAUCUCCAUGCAGGAAGUAUGCAUGUUGUUGCUGAGAAAGAGAAUCUAACACUUCCUGUAACUAAUAUAGGGAAGCAAUUAGACACUACGCCAGUUUCAUCAGUGAACUCUGUGAAUGCUGGUCACAGUUCUGACCUGAAUGAAGAUGACCAUGACAAUCGUGGUGGUUCAGCACCUGGUAAUAUGGAUGAUGAAGCUGAUGCAUCUAAUGUAAGCUUCAAUAAUCUACCUUCAAUCCCUUUCCGAGGUUACCAAUCUGAACGACUUUCUAGGGAACAGUUAGAGCUCCUGAACCGAUUAUCUAAAUCUGAUGAUUCCCUGGGUUCUCAAUAUCUAAUAAAUCAGGCAUGUUUGAUGGCAGCUCAAGAAUCCAUUGCUGAAGGAGCUGAUAACAUAAUUGAGGGAGAAUUGGCCUCACAAUCUGAGAUGUCUCUAUUAUCUCAGAAACCACCAUACCAAAGUAAUGAAACUAUCGAAGAUGAUUCCGUGCAAUCCGAAAAAAAUAAACAAGUGGUAAAUACACCAAGUCAAGCUAAUAAAUUGGAAACGGUCACCCUUCCACAUGGAUCAGAAGUUGUUAAGUUUUCUCAGAAUAUGAGUACUUCAUCCAAUCAGGCUAUGCAUGAUCAACAAGGGAGGAAGAUUCAGAAACCUGAGUUUCAAAUUGCACCUUCAAAGUUUGUCUCUGAUAAGGCUACUGUUCAGCAAGAAAGGAUCUUACAGGAUUCUAAUAUGAGCAAACACACAGACAAGGUCACAAGUAUUGUUGAUAUCAAAGGUGCGCAUGCUGAUGGAUCUUCCAUUAAACCUCUUGAAGGUACUGUUCUUCCUGAGAAUCCCUGGGUUGACACACAUACUAAGAUCACACAUAGUGCUGAUGUUGGUGAACAGGCUGUAUCUCUUUCUUAUGGUGACAACACCAUUGGAUGUCACUCGUUGGAGGAAUCUUCUGGACCUCCCGAGAGGAAAGAUAUUCUUAUCGAUAUUAAUGAUCGAUUCCCUCCAAAUCUUCUCUCUGAUAUCUUUAGUAAGGCCAAAGAGGAUUUGUCAAAUAUAAAUCCCCUUCACAAAUAUGAUGUUGGACUGACUGUGAACAUGCAAAACCAUGACCCUCAGCAUUGGUCUUUCUUCAGAAAUCUGGCUCAGAAUGAAUUCAACCAUAAAGACUAUUCUUUGAUGGAUCAAGAUCAUAUUAGUUACCAAUCCCAAAUUGCACAAUUGGAUAAUAAGAAAGUUGAUUUUGGUCAGAUCAAUGCACAAAUUGAAUUUAUUGAGGAAAUGCAAGAAUCAUCUAGUGCAAUGAUAGACGAUACCAACAUUUUGCACAAAGGUGAAGGUUUGCAGGUGGAGAAUCCUUUUACAAAGUUUGGAGAGACAUUAAGAACUUGUAUUUCGGAAAAUGAGGAAUUAAGAUAUGAUGGUGGGGAGGUUGCUGAUCCAGAUUUAGAUGUUUCUGCUUAUGAUCUGGACCUUAGUAAUGUGCAGAUAAUUAAAAAUGAGGAUCUUGAAGAGCUACGUGAACUAGGUUCUGGUACUUAUGGCACCGUUUACCAUGGAAAAUGGAGGGGUACUGACGUUGCUAUAAAGCGAAUAAAGAAGAGCUGCUUUACUGGUAGAUCAUCUGAGCAGGAGAGAUUGACCAAGGAGUUCUGGCGAGAAGCUGAGAUUCUUUCCCAACUUCAUCAUCCUAAUGUGGUUGCCUUCUAUGGUGUUGUAAAAGAUGGGCCAGGUGGAACCAUGGCAACUGUAACAGAAUUCAUGGUUAAUGGUUCUCUUCGACAUGUUUUAUUACGAAAGGACAAAUAUCUCGAUCGUCGUAAAAGACUUAUCAUAGCAAUGGAUGCUGCUUUUGGAAUGGAAUAUUUGCAUUCUAAAAACAUUGUUCAUUUUGAUUUGAAAUGCGAUAACUUACUUGUAAAUCUUAAAGAUCAAUCACGUCCAAUUUGUAAGGUUGGUGAUUUUGGUUUGUCAAAAAUUAAGCGAAAUACUCUAGUCUCUGGUGGUGUUAGAGGCACACUUCCAUGGAUGGCACCAGAAUUAUUAAAUGGAAGCAGCAAUAAGGUGUCUGAGAAGGUAGAUGUUUUCUCCUUUGGCAUUGUCAUGUGGGAAAUUCUCACCGGGGAAGAACCUUAUGCCAAUAUGCAUUAUGGUGCAAUCAUAGGAGGCAUUGUGAAUAACACGUUGAGGCCUCCAGUGCCUGCUACGUGUGACCCAGAAUGGAGAAGGCUAAUGGAGCAAUGCUGGGCUCCCGAUCCAGUGCACAGACCAUCCUUCACCCAAAUUGCCGGCCAUUUGCGAGCUAUGUCAGUGCAGGCUAAACCAGCCAAAUGCUAGAUAGUGUAUAUUCGGGCAAAUAUAUUUUCCAGUUUGAUGAGUGUUACUUUUAUUGUUUUGAACUUGCGUGAUAGAGUAACGCAUGUUAUAAUUCAGUCAGUUUAGUACGAUAUCUGCAUAUGGAGUCGCGUUUUAUUUACUUGUAAUUUGGAUUCACAUAAAGUUUAUAUAUCAGCUACCUAGUUUGUACUA